CAUAAAUUAACUGCUAAUUCUUAAAAUGGAUAGUGAAGAAGACUCUAAAUCAGCCAGAAUGGCAGAGUAUGAGCAGGAUGAAGACUUUAAUGAGGAAGACCAUUUCCAACAGGAUUAUAACUCAAGCCAAAGAAGAGAAAUUGAAACGACAGAAGAAAUUAUCCUGAGACAUAUCGACAAUGAUAAAUUAAUCCAGUCUUAUAAGAGUGGAAAAGAGGAAAUAACAGACCUCGACUUUGACGUUAGAGGAAAUGUCUACAUAUGCAUCUUCUUAGCAGGGGUGUCUGACAAUCGUACGAACGUGUUCAAAACUACUCUUCAGAACAAUAAGAUGGAAUUUGAAGAGUUCAUUAAAAUCAAAGAUGACCAAAAGUUCUUUGACCUUCUCAUCUCGGAGCCAAAUCUAAUAUUGAAGGCAAUAGAGUACACAAUUGAGACCAAGAUGGUCUCAAUACUAGAGCAUAUUAUAGAUGAAGCUAGCUCUAACUAUUUAGACAUGCACAUUAAAGACGAUAUCAUCAAGAAAUUAAUUUGUCUGUCUGACGACAGCACUAAUAAACUCAUCCUCAGAAGACUAUGAGGAAGAUACAUUACAUUGCUGCAGACAUCAGAGAGAUUUGAGCAUUCUUUAGAUGAAGAUAAAGAAAUUAGUCAUAUUGCUGAGGAUUCAGAAGAUAUUUCAAUCAUGAAUAAAGAUCCUGUUGAAACCAAAAAUCCCAGAGACCUAAUGCCAUACUCUACUGAGACAAAAAUAAAACCCUCUAAAGGAGAUCAUGAAGACUACUCAAAGGAUGAUGAAGAUAUCAAGCACAAUUAUCGCCCCAAUAGAGGCAUGACCUCGAAGAUGGGUAAAAUCAAUAGCGGUGGCCCCAAGGUGGGCGCGGCAAAAGCUGUUAGAGAGAACUUUUACACAAAAUAUCUCGAAAGAUCUGAUGUCAUAGAAAUUGCCAUUGACCUCCUUGAUCAAGAAGAUGUUAUUAAGCUCAUUUAUGUGCUGUAUGACGACUUUGGUGAACCAACACCAGAUAAUUAUAAACUGUUUAAACUCCUGAUCCAGACUGAGCAUAUGGAAUUAUUUGAGUUAUGCAUACAAAGAUGUCUUGAUCCAAAGAAGAUGUCAUUUGACACAUUUGAAGACAUCAAAGCUCAAGUGGAUCAAGAAAGGUCAACCUUCAUGAAAAGAAUUAAUCGAUCUAAAAAUUUAGAGGAAGACGAAAAAUAUCUGAUUAAAUCGAAAGGAAGCAGGUACGAUGUUCAAGAAAUUGUAUCUGAUUGCUUCGCUAAUGCUAUUGUAAUGAACAAAAUGCAUAUUGCUUUCUAUCUUUACAGAGAAUACAAGAAGGCUGUUUUAGGAAAUGUCCAAAUGUCUAUUGAUUCCAUUCUUUAUGCAUUUAAGGUCGACUAUCAAGUGAAAAAUAAAAUUAUUAAUGUUGAGGAAAGACUUUUUGUGCUAGAAAAGUUCAUACCAUACAUUGACUAUCAGAAAUCUUUUGAAUUGAUAGAAACAUAUAGGAAUUUAAUAUGUGAAACUCCUGAAUUAAACUUUAUGACUUAUUGAAAGAAUCCCCUUAAGAUUAUCGUGACUAUGAUAUCUCAAAUUCGGCAAUUAAAGAUAGCUUAUCCUUUACUAAAAUACCAAGUAGAUCACCUGAACGAUAUUUUAGAAAAUAUUGGAAGCAUAGUUAUUAGAAAUUCUAAGAGUGUUGACGAUGUGCAAGAUCUUCUCCUCGACAAGCUUUAUAACGACAUUGAGAUAAUUGAUAUGAUAGCACAUCUUAACUGUAUUCCAAUACUACAAAAUCCAAUUGUUGAUGUAAUUAUUUCGAAUAUGUAUUAUGGUCCGUACCAAAGAGGGUCAUUCCUCAAAGACAGCAAAUGCUUUCAAAUAAUUCAAGAUGAAUUAAGUUUCUUCCCAGGAGAUGACGUCACUGCAUCAUCAAAAAUGACUAUAUUCUCUUACAAAGAAGGAAAUGCAGCGACGAUGAGAUCGAGUAAUGUUUAUGAAAUCGAGGAUGGAGGGGAUCCAUUUGAAAUAUCAGAUGAGCAGAUUAAAGAAAAUGCAGGAAACGAUAGCAAAGAGAUAGGCCAUAUGUUCCAAUUUGUUGUUUGGAAGAAAUCACUUGAUGUCAAGUACAUCUUCAAUGCAGUUAUUGCUUUCACUCUUGCAGUAGUUAUGCAAGUAUUUUCUGCAUUAUUGAUAGAACAGAUCAGAGAUGCUGACUCAAUUGACGACAAGAUUACAGAGACUUCAGAGAAUAGUUCAUUGAGCACUGUAGAAAAAUAAUAAGCUUUUGGAUCAGUAUACAGAUGAGCUUGAGGAUUCUACUGCUCUUUAUUAUGAAUACAUUACUUUUUUGCUGAUAAUUCAUGUUCUCACUAUAGCAUAUUUGUUUCAAAAUUUCCAGGAGAUUAUCUAUUCAAGAUUGAGAGGAGUUUACACUAAAGUGAUUACUCUCUCCAUCAUCUUGAAUUUUUUGACAUCAGCCUUGGUCAUAUACUGGCUUUACAAGUAUCUUUAUCAAUAUACUGUUGAUCUUGAUGGAGUUGACUCCAGAAGGAAGGUCAAAACCAUAAUUGAUAGAAUUAAAGAUGAUGAUUAUUUCGACCUUGAAUUGGCUAUUGCCUUCUUGACAAGUAUCCAGUACACAAGAAUGAUAUUUGCUCUCCAGAUGAGUAGAAUAUUUGGACCAAUGGUUAAGAUUCUAGGAAACAUGCUUAUUGAUUUGUCUCUAUUCAUCUUCAUGUAUCUCUUAGUAUUCCUGAUAUUUACUUGUGCGUCACAGCUUAUGUUUAACCAAAUUGAAGGAUAUGAUAGUUUUAUCAACUGCACUCUAACUUUAUUCAGCGCAGCUCUCGGAGAUUUCUCAUUUGAUGUAUUUGCAGAGGAGUCUACAUUUACUAGAAAUAUCGGAUACCUCUUCUUGAUAAGUUACUUAAUAGUCUCUACUAUUACUUUAUUGAACUUUUUGAUUGCUAUUCUAUCAAACACUUAUGACUUCCUGACAGGACAUAAGAAUGCUCUUUAUUUAAGGGAAGUUAUUUAUCUCAGACAACAGUAUGGGUACGAGCCUAGAUACUCUUCAAUAAUCUCUGCUUUCGUGCCUUUGAACAUCUUUGCUAUGAUCAUGGACCCAAUUAUUAUCUGUUUGAAGUCAAGUAAAAUCAAUGACAUGUUCCUUCUUUUCGAGUAUAUCGUGCUCGGAAUACUCUCUGUUAUCAUAUUUUUUGCGAUCAGCGCAUUGCUUUUACCAAUAUCAUAUGUCAUUUUAAUAUUGGAUAAACUUAAAUUCUGAUUCACAAAGCCCUUCUUAGGAAAAGGAGAUGUAUUGUACAGAGUUUUGGACUUAAUCACUAUUUUCUUCAUCGGUCUCCUCUGGCUUAUUAUCCUUCUGUUCUGGAGUACAGGGAAAUUUAUAGUCAAGCUAUUUGCUUCAGAUAUCAAGCUUUUAGAGGAAAAUAGGGAGGAAAAACAAGCGCAUACUAAUGCUUUAAAAGAUGGGAGUGUUGAUUAUACAAAAUUCAACUUAAUGUAUGGAGAUCCCGAAAGAGAAAUUAAUCUCGAAGCUCAGGAAAAAGCCAAGAGCCAAAACAAAAAUAAAACACAAAAGAAUUACUCUACUGGAAAUGUUGGAAACCCUAUCAAGGGAGGUAUGAGUUUGACAACUCUUAAACUACUCAAGAUUACAUUACUAAUAAUGAGGGAUGACUACUUGAAAAAGACAAAGAAGGAUAAAACAACGACUAUUAUGGUUCCCAUGGGAUGUUUGAUUAAGGAAAUAUACAAACACUUCUUCAUCCAAGAGCAUAUUAACCAAAUCUGACUCGGAGUAUAUUAUGAAAAAGACCAAGGCUUCUUUGAGACUGAAAGAUAUUCCAGAAUAGUGGAAGGAUUCAAAUAUUAUGAAGCAAAGGAUGCCAAACUAGCUACAGACAAAGCUAAUUAUAAAAACUUAGCCAGAGGUAUUUACCUGAAACCAAUGAUUGAGAGGAAGAAUGAUAUCAGAGCCUUGUACUGGAGAAACAAACUUAAAUCCUUCCUUAUGGAUAGUGAAGAGAAAUGGAUUCUCGACCAAUAUAACCAGAUAAAAAGAUUCUGAAAUGAGAAUGCUGUCGAAGCUGUACCCACAUGAUAUUCUAUUGAAGAUCUGAAAGAAGCUGGAGGAUCAGCUGAAGGCAGUUCAAAAUCAGACAAUUUCUCUAGAAAAGAUAAUUCAAAAGCGAACACUUCAUUUGCAAAGAAACCAGGAUCAUUUGAGUCACAGUCAACAAAUGAUUCUCUAAAGUCCUCAAGUGCAAAAGCAGAAUCUGAAAAGAACGAUCAGAUUCCAAAAGAGAAAUGUCCGACUAUUGACAUCAGUUCUUUACUAGAAACAUUCAUAGAGAUAGAGAAGAAUCUAGAAAUGAGAAAAAUCUUAAACAGCAAAAGAGUGAACAGACAAAAACUAAGAUAUCUUGGAGAGAAAUCUGUCAUUAACGAGAAAGAUGAGUACGAUGGCCAUAUCCAAGACACACAUAUUCCCAAAUCAUUCUUACUAAAGGAAAGCUCAAUGAUAAGCUUCAAGAGGAACUGGGAAUCCUUAGCUGAAGCCCUUGAGGAGGUAAAUAAUUAAAUUU
Moneuplotes crassus is the source of this 4614-nucleotide messenger RNA. NCBI's taxonomy places the organism in Eukaryota, Ciliophora, Spirotrichea, Euplotida, Euplotidae. The record is from the annotation of a GenBank genome assembly.